Symbiodinium natans is the source of this 1197-nucleotide messenger RNA. NCBI's taxonomy places the organism in Eukaryota, Dinophyceae, Suessiales, Symbiodiniaceae. The record is from the annotation of a GenBank genome assembly.
AUGGAGCAAGACGAGCGAGAUGAGGAAGAGGAGGCACACGGGAAACAAAGACUGUUUUCCACGCCACCUGAAGCUAUCUUCCAUCUUUGUCAGGUGGCUGUGCGGGUGGCGGCACUGGAAGCCGAGCUUCGGGAGCUCCGCGUGGCAGCGCGGGCGCCGGAGAAGGAGAGCGAGUUGUUGCAUCUCCGCGAGGAGGUGGCAGCUCUUCGAGAGAAGCCGUCCGGUGAGUACCAGGAGACGGCAGCCGGGCCCGAGGCAGCGGUGACGACAGAGGCGGUGGCCAUCGGCACCCUCCUCGCGCGACUGCUCGGCGCUGCCCUCCGCCUGCGCGGCGCCCUCCUCGGCACCCUCCUCGGCGCCCUCCGCGGCGCCCUCCGCGGCGCCCUCCGCGGCGCCCUCCGCGGCGCCCUCCUCCACGUCCUCGGCGCCCUGCCCCCGUCGAGCGCCACCGCCGCCCAAGGCGACUUAGAGCUGAUGGCUGAGGGAUCAAUCCAGGAAGUGCGUUGUGCAGCGCAGCGCUUCUUGAGUCUCUUUUUCCUGAGGUUGGAACUGAGCCGAAUUUUGUUGAACGAGAGACGCAGAGGAAGCACUUUCGAUGCAAAAGCAGCAGCUUGGGACACGCCCCAGAAGCUGCAGCGAGUGGCUUGGGUUGCCAACCAGAUCCGGCAACGUCCGUGGUUCCGCUCUGGACGCUUGUUAUCCUUCGAACUCCAAGAGAAUUGCAGCCACAUCACAGGGCUGGAUUCAUCCUCGGGAAUGCUCGAGGUGAUGCAGGAGAAGAUCAGCGCAUCUGGCCUCAGCUCCAGGAUGGUGGCUACGCGAGGGCCUUUGACCAUCCUGGGGCACUUCGACACCAUUGUCAGCCUCCUUUGCAUCCAUCACAUCCGUGACUGUGAAGCUCAGCUCCGUGAUCUGGCGCGACACCUGUCAACCGAUGGCCGGCUCAUCGUCGUCGACUUCGAGGCCACUGAGAAUGCACGGCUUUUCCACAAGAAGUCCGAAGCCAGGGGCCAUCACUACGAGCAUGAUGGUCUGGAAGCAGCUGCCCUGCAUGGGUGGCUGGUGGCUGCAGGGCUGCAGCACGUCGAGGUGCACCGAGAGCCCUUCACGAAAGCCCGGGCAGAAGGCUGGGAGGGUGCUGGGCACAUGGAGACCUUCCAGAUGUUGAUCGCUUCGGGAUCGCGCGGGGACGAGUGA